AUGGCAAGUAACAGUCACAUUUGGAUUCUUUUGAUAUUAAACUAUCAUGCAAUACACUGUGGUUCUGACAGAUUUGCUUAUUCUUAAAUGUUGCAGCCAAAAUGUGGCCAAGAUAUUAAAAGCUUAGAGAAGAUCAAAAUAAACAAUACUUAACUUUUUCUUCUCCAACAAGACUGAAUGUUUAGAAAUUUUUAGAAACAGUGUCCCCAGUCUUAUGCAAAUGUGAUGUGUUUUAAUGAUGCAAUCCAGAAUAGGCCCCUUGUCAGAGACAUUGCCCUACAUUCAGCUUCUCAAAGAAAUGAACUUGUGCUGGCUGUAAAUUUUUGAAAAUGGACUAUGCUUUCCGCGAGGCAAGAGGGCUAGUAUGUUAAUAUUAAUUUGUUUAAUAUAUUUUUUAGAUAAAAUAACACACUUAAAGUAGUAGUACUGUAGGCCAUCGAUCAGCAACUGUACUCUUAAUGGCUGUUCAGCUGCUGUGAUUGCAAGAUGCUGCGGUGUUUGUAUCAUUGUUUUUAUUUCUGUAGAUUAAAUUUUCAUUUUCUGUAUCUUUUUUUUAUCAGUAUAUACAUUUUAUUUAUUCAGUGAUUCUGCUGUAUUUUCUGUGAAAUGUCUUCUUGAGCAAAUCUAUUCAUGUGCUUGGACAAAUAAAGUAUUUCUUACAGUUGUGGUUGUUUGCAACAAUUCUACUGUGAUGGAUCUGACAAUUUAUUUUCUAUAAGUUAAUUUUUUAUAUUUCAGAUUCAAUUUUUCAUUAUAUUUGCAUAAAAUAGUGUGAAGUCUCAAUCUCAAUUCUCUGACCAGGACCGUUAUAUAAACUUCAUUUUUUCUUUCAGUAUUUAUAAGUUGUAAAGUUGUAUAAGUUGUAAAUAUAUAUUCUUUUCUGUCAUUAUAGGUCCUUACUGUCUCCCUUUUCAACCCAUAUGAAGACAAGCCAAUCUCCAGCCUGUUACAUGUCCUCAGGAAUAGGGAAGGAUUUGAUUUAACUAUUGAAGUUUUCUUCAGAGCUCUUGUCCUUCUGCUUUUUCUGCCUUCUUUUGCUCAGAUCUAUUGUAUGCAGCCCUUUUCUGAAUUGGCUAACUGAACUAGGAAAUAAACAAGAUUAGUCAAACCAUCAACUACUUAAACAUAAAUUCAUGCAUAUGCAUUGGGUUUUAGAUUUUCUCCCUUUUUGUUAACAAUCAGACACUUUUUACAAAGACAAUUUGGACACUCUGCCUGCUACUCCAUUCAGUAGUUUUUGUGUACUAAUAUAUCCCUUCAUUAACAAAACUUUGUAGGUCUCAAAACGAACCAACCAGCUCCAGUGGAGAUCUGUUAUGACUGUUGGAGGUUCCUCAUUACGCAUAACCCAACUAAUGCGCAACUGGGGAGGUUUAUUGAGGUAGCAUGCAUUUAUUAAUUUACACCCUUCUGUUAUUGUUUUGUUUUUUUUAUCAGAAAAUCACGGUAAAAUGCUGUGUUUAAAAGUUUGUUUUGAUGUGUAGGAUCUAAAGGCAUUUGGAGUCAACACACUUGUGAGAGUGUGCUCUCCUACUUACGAUAAGACACCAGUGGAACAAGAAGGCAUAAAUGUCCUGGUAGGUCAUAUAGAUAGCAGGAAAAAUCCACUGAAUUGGUCUGCUUAUUUAUUAACCAACACAGAGUAAAAAUAAUAACAUUCUGAAUCUGACACUGUUAAUGUUUUUAUCAUGUAAGUUGGGAGCAUAAACUUGAUCUAAUCGUUAUCCAGAAGACCCUUAAAAGGUUUGGAUAGGACCAUUCCCUUGCAAUUGAGGGUAACACUAAAUGGAACAGUUAAAAUAAUCUGCAUGUGUUUAUAUCAUCUGUCUACCACUUGGAUAAUUAAGUGUGAAAACUUGGCUAAACAGUGUCAGAUAAAAAAGAAGAGGCGAGUUCUAAUUUGAAAGUGUCCAGCAGUUAAAAUACUAGCCAGCCCGCCUAAACAAAGAACACCAUGUAAUAAACGAUAACAUACAGUAUGCAAUAUAUAAAGCAAUAAAUAAAAAGUUUGGCAAUACACAUUUGAGUUUGACCAAAAACCCCUAAGGAAGUCACCGCUAGGGGACUGUUUUACUAACAGAAAAUCAUCUUGCACAGUUGACACUAACACGUGAGCUGUGUCUCCUCCUGAUGGAAGAUGACAGCUAUUCAGGAUUUUAUCUACACAUAAUGUGUAUUAUUAUUCACUUUAGUUGAUGAAACCUCCAAAUCUUUGUAAUUUUACACUCAGGAACAUUGUUCUGAAAUUGUUGACAUAUUUUUUCUCACUGAGAAUCUUCUUAAAGACAUCUCAGAGUGCUCUUUUUAUACCUAGUUAUGUUGUCAACCUUCAUGAUAUUACCCUAAAUUACCAGGAUGUUCCUCUAUUUCUUUUUAGUGUUAUAUAAUUUUUUAAGUAUUUUUUAUGAUUGAGGUUUUGCAAUGACUCGUGCUGAUUUUGCUAUUCAAGAGAGAUGGUGACAGAAUUGCUUCCACUUGUGUGAAGAUGCUGACUCAUGCUCAGGUUUUAAUGUAUAAUGUUUUAUAGAGUGUUUUUAAAUAGUGGCAUUGACCCUCUCAAUCCAAAAUGCAACCACUGAUACUUGGUAAUUAAGAAUAUGUCAUUACUGGACUGACCUUUUUACUUUACUGUUAGUGAUGUGGUUCGACACAAAUAGUAGUGUAAAAGAAAUGAUAAAAACCAAUUCCAAAUGACUUCAUGAAGUUUUAUCAUUAAUAUAAGAGGCUAAUAUGGUAUAAUUUUUGCUCUAUAUAAUUUACAAUGGCAUUAACCUGCUUAAUUUGCUGGUUAUUGAUUGAUCAGGUGGCUUGUUUUAAGAUUGAUUGACGGUAUGCAUGCACAUUAUGCUCAUCGGAGUGUGUAUACUCUUACAGCAUGUAAUAGUAACAAAUGCAAGAACAAUUGUAACACCGUCUUUCUCUCAGGAUUGGCCAUUUGAGGAUGGUUCUGGCCCCCCAGAACAGGUGGUUGAUGAUUGGUUGAACCUACUGCAAGUAAAGUUCAGAGAGGAGCCUGGGAGCUGCGUGGCUGUGCACUGUGUAGCUGGAUUAGGACGGUCAGUAUGCAAAGUUGACCAUACAUGGUAUAGUAUAAAUCUCAUAUAACUUCUGCUACCAAGGUUUUUUAUCAAAAGUAAGUUGUGUUUGAUAUAUUUGAUUUUUUAGAUGUGGGUUUCUGUGAAAUAAGUCAAAUUUAUAUAUUUUUUUGGUGGUCAAUUAAAAGAUCAAGCCUGCCAUUCAUAAUCGACCUGUGUUUGGUUUGUUGUUAUUAAUUUUGGAUGAUUGGACAUUGCAAAGCAUAGUCUUUUUAUAGCUUAAGAUUUUACACAAUGAAAUAAUUGUGCUAAAUUCUCAACCAGUGUUGAAAAUAUGAUAUAUACUGUAUCAUCUAUUUUUAAAGAUAUUCAAAAUGUUUUAUUCUCAGCACCAGCACUGUCAGUGAAACUUAAAAUGAAAUGAAUGUAUGAACCACCACUGCAGUAAAUCUAGCCAGCUAACUGGUUUCAGUGUCUACCCUCUGCUUUAUGGCAGUAUUAAGAAACCCCCUUGCUGUGAACCAGUUAGUUUAUGGCACAGUUGUAUGCUUAUCUAAAGCACAAUUUCAAAAGACAGUUGUUGAUACUGAUAUAAUAUGACAUUCGUAUUACUUUUUUAGUGUUUGCACCGUUUGCAAGGACAGAUAGCCGUAGAACUGUUUCCCAUGGUGGUAGUUUAAAAUUUUAAUCUCUCUGUUAUUUUUCAGAGCUCCUGUGUUGGUGGCCCUGGCUCUAAUUGAGUGUGGGAUGAAAUAUGAAGAUGCUGUGCAUUUCAUUAGAUUGUAGGUACAAAAGCUGAUAGGAAGAUUGAAUUAUGAAAAUUUCGCUAUGUACCAUCCAUUUAUCUAUGUCAAAUUUUUCACACCUGUGAUCCUCUUUUAUUACUAUAUUGUUUUGAGAAUAAUGUUGAUUUUAUGUCAUCAGGAAGCGUCGAGGAGCAUUCAAUUCCAAGCAGCUACUUUACCUGGAAAACUACAAGCCUAAGUUAUGCCUGCGCUCCAAAGAUGCCAAUGGACAGUGCUGCUCUAUUCUGUAA
Molecule: messenger RNA, 4071 nt
Organism: Xyrichtys novacula (pearly razorfish)
Lineage: Eukaryota; Metazoa; Chordata; Actinopteri; Labriformes; Labridae
Source: the annotation of a GenBank genome assembly